CAGCCUGUUGGUGGCUGAUUUCCCUUUAUCGUCCUAAAAAAAAUUUUGUUUGGGAUGACGCCCACUAUUUCGCUAAGCCUGCCCUGCCCUGCCUUUAAUUAUUUGCUAUUUAUUGAACGCGUUUCGAAUUUGGCCUCAAUGUUCGGCCUCUCUCACAUACACCCUACCCUCCCUUCCUUUUUUUCCUACAUCAUCCAAAAGAAAAAAGAAAAUUUUUUUCUCCAUCAUACCUCCAACCAACCAACCAAACCCAAACCCAAACCCAACCCCAAACCCUAAGAAAAAUUACUUUUUCCCCCUCCUUUCUCUUGAAAAUUACUUUUUAUUUUUACAUUUCUCAAUCCUUUCGAAAAUCAAUUCAAUCAUGGGCAAACGCUCCGCCGAUAGGCAACUCACACAGCUCAACCAAUACGACGGCGACACCGACGCUGAAAACAACAGCGAUGUUGGUGAGGGCACCUUCCGUAUGGCCGACAAGGAAGUUCUCUCUACGCGUCAGAUCAAAAUGCCCAAAUCCCGCUUCCGCAAUGCCGAACCUAACGCUGCCGCUGCUUCUGUAUUUUCACAAAAACCUACUGCCGGAGCAGCUGCUGCUCAAAAUCCUUCCUUCUCUCUGUCAUCCUCCUCCUCCUCCUCAACUGCCGCCGCUGCUGGUGCUAGCGCUACUGCUUCUGGCGAGGGUGAUGGCGGAAAGCCUGCGUUGUUUAAAGGAUUUAGUUUUGGAAGCCAACAGCCAGCAGCAGCAGCAGCACCUGCAGCUAAGGGUGGUUUCACCAUGACUUCGUUUAAGCCACCCGCCUCUGGCACCUCCGCCACCUCCGGAACCGCUGGGUUUUCUGUUCCCGCGGGAUUGCCCUUUGCCAGCGCCACUACUGCUUCCAAGGAUGCAUCCUUUUCCAAGGGUUUUGUUCCCCCAUCUGCGCCGCUGUCGUACGCGGACAAGGUUUCGUCAGAGGCUUUUUAUAAGAGCAUCCGUGGGUUGAAUGUCUCUUUGGUCAAGAAGGUCGGAGAUGCUGUGAAGGCCAAUGCAUUUGUUGAUUUGACCCCGCUUUUGGAGCAGUAUGCAGAGCAUUGGAGGAAGAUUAAUCAGGGAACGGCUGUUGUUGCGGCUGCGGAUGGAACGAAGAAGGCUGAGGAGAAGCAGGGUAUGGAUGUGGAUGCCCUAAAGGGGAAGCCCGUGGCGGAGAAGCCCGUGGUGGAGGAUAAGCCAGUGGAGGCGAAGGUGCCGGCGACGACUGGGUUUAACUUUGGAACCAAGCCGUUUGCCCCCGCAGCUGCUGCUGAGAAGCCGGCGACGACAGGGUUCAACUUUGGUAAAGCUGUCUCUCCCUCGUCCACCGAGAAGCCAGUGAGCACUGGGUUCAACUUUGGCAAAGCUGUCUCUCCCUCGUCCAAUGCCAACACAACCACCUCGGGCACCUCCGGGUUUUCGUUCAGCUUUGGCAAGCCCGCCGGAGGCCAGUCUGAGGCUUCCCCGAGCAAGAGUGCCGAAAAGAAGCCGUUCUCAUUUGAAUUUACCAAGCCCGCCGAGCCAUCGACCACGGGCAAGCCGUCUUUCUCCUUUGGGCUUAACACGAGCACGUCCAGCACUACUACCACUGAUGCUGCUGAUGCCGCUGCCGCCGCCGCCGCUACUUCCAAGGUCGAGGGUAGCGACGGGGACGAUGAUCAGGCGGAUGAGCCCAAGAAGGAGCCCAGCACAGCAGGCGAAGAGGGCGAGACAACCGAGCACCUAGUGCGGAGCAAACUUUACCAGUGGGACUCUGAGACCAAGCAGUACAAGGAUCUGGGGAUCAACAACUUUAAGAUUAACUCAUCUGUAGUGACUGAUUCGGGAGCAAAGCGUGCGAGAAUCUUGUGUCGUCAGGAUGGAUCUGAUCGCGUUACGCUGAAUGCGUCGAUCUUUAAGGAUAUGAAUGUGGAGAUGAAUGAGGGCAAAAAGGACGUGGGGUUGAUGGUUUUUGUUGAUGGGAAACCGUGUCGCUUUUUGGUGAGAGUCAGGAAUGCGGAGUUUGCAAAGGCGCUCUAUGAGGCGUUGGAGAAGGUCAGGAAGGAAAUUUAAACGUUAUGUGUUUAUUUUUGAAUUUUAAUAUCUAUAUUUUGAAAUAACUUGUGCAAUUUUUGUCGAGUUUAAUUAAAAUGAUUUUUGCACAUG
This is a messenger RNA of Kickxella alabastrina, 2155 nucleotides long. RefSeq lists its product as uncharacterized. The transcript has a single exon. The record is from RefSeq and is a predicted model, not a curated record. Gene Ontology annotation, cellular component: nuclear pore. Lineage: Eukaryota; Fungi; Kickxellomycota; Kickxellomycetes; Kickxellales; Kickxellaceae. Bases 365 to 2062 code for a protein of 565 amino acids. Gene Ontology annotation, biological process: intracellular transport.